GAAUCAGCAGCAAGCAGGGCAGACGCAGCAGAGAGACAGAGAGAGAGGGAGGAAGAGACAGGGAGAGUGUGAGUAGGAUUUCUGCGCUUUAUGACCAAAACCUCACAAUACCUCCCACUCUACCUAUUCCUCCCUUUCUCCUCUGUGCUCUGAGACAGAGAAACCUCCUCUGGUUGUCUCUAUUUCUUGCUCCAGGCCAGUGCUGACUACUACUGAGGAGAAGAUAGCUGAGGCAGAGGCAGCUCCAGGAGGAUCUGCUGCCUGGUCUGCGCCUCCAGCCUCCACCUCCUCUUCCCCUGCGGAAGGCUGGGUUAGUCCAACAGGAUGGGCUGCACCACUAGCAAACUGGCCUGCAGGCCUCCAACCCAGCCCCCAGGAGCCCCGACCCCUGGACAAGACAAUCAGUCCCUGAGCCAGCUGGAAGCCCAGGGGCCCAAAGGCCCGGAGGUCCUAUCCAGUCUGGAGCGCCUUUCCCAGGCCACGGGCGGCAUGGAGAAGUCCUGGUAUCGCUGCAUCUUCCCCUUUGGCAUCAUCUCGUUGGUAAUCGGUGUGUCGGGCACGGCUGUUACUUACACAUACAAUGACCUGCCCCUGACCAAAGUGGUGACGGUAGUGUUGCUUAUAGCCGGACUGGUGCUGACACUGACCGCCGCCGCCUGCUGGACGGUCCACAAGAGAAAGAAGAGGAAAAAGAAAGAGAGGGCUUCAGGAGCCGGAGGAGGAGGAGGGAGCUCCUUUACCUCAGAGCAGUGCCCCUUGUGAGGAACACCUGGAGCCUGGGAUAUUCUGACCACACAGGGACAUGAGAGAGGAGAGAAGCCCCAGGAAGGGAGCACCGCCGGGGGGGAGGCUAGCCACCACCACCAGCCCUCCCUAGUCUUUAUGGAGCCUAGCUGCUCUUGGCUCAGCUCAUAGCUCGGGAAUAGGUGUGAGCAGGAGGAGGAUAAGGACUCGGGAAGAGGUGUGGAGGAGGAGGAGGACUCAGGAAGAGGUGUGGAGAGGAGGACAAGGACUCAGGAAGAGGUGUGGAGAGGAGGAUAAGGACUCAGGAAGAGGUGUGGAGAGGAGGAGGACGAGGACACAGGAAGUGGUGUGGAGAGGAGGAGGAUGAGAACUCAGGAAGAGGUGUGGCGAGGAGGAGGAUGAGGACUCAGGAAGAGGUGUGGCGAGGAUGAGGGCUCAGGGUUCACAGACAGACAGACGGGCGGAGGAAGUACCUGUGGAACUCUGAGGAGAGAGAGACAGAGGGAGAGAGAGACGGAUGGGUCUGGCAUGCGGGUUCACCACCUCCUCACACACACAAGCUUUUACAGUCGGACAGCAGGUGUCCAGUGUCAAAACAACCUCUCAGGAGACAUGCACACACACACCCUGAGACCCCCUCACACACAUUGACACACGCAGCGGGAGCCUCACAGACACUUAAUCCGCUAUGCCGAGCUGCUGCCGGAGUCAGUGCUGCCGUCACCGGCCGUGUCAGUCGCGGCAUUCCUCCCAGCCAGGACAGGUGACAAGCCGACCGACCGGUGAAAAGUGGGCCAGCGAAGGCAACUCGACACCGGGCCGAAAGAGGAGUGCACCCGCGUCAGUGCCCCGCGUCAUUCACUCGUCCUGUGACACUGCAGCAAUGUGUUGGGGCUUUUUUUACGCAACGGGAGAGUGGAACCUGAGUCCGCCAGGAUCUUACUGGCAGCUGGUGGUAGAGGGACGAGGAGAGGACCAGGAGAGGGCAGGAAAAUGAUGUGUUUAUUUGUGCGAGUGUAUUUGUGUAAGUGUGUGUGUGUGUGUGUGUGUGUGUGCAAGAAAGACAUUUUACUGGACCGAAAGAGUAUGUACAGAACCUGUGGACUUUUUCCAGUGUAAGAACACAAGAACUAAUGUAUGGAACAAAGAAAUCACACAUCUACACUAUUACACUAGAACAGAGUGACCAGCCCCUUCAGUAUUACAGUAGUAGGUCAUUGUCUGUGCCUUUGUGCCUUUCUGAGGCACAGAAAAGACUACUAUUCUAGACUGUGGAAUACAGACCAAGGAGGAGAAUAUUCCACAUGGAGUCAUAAAGGCCCAAAGGAAACCAUGGCUCUGCCUCAGCCAUUGAUAACAAAAAAGUCUGAGUUUUUAGGUCCAGCACUGGUAUUAAUCCUCUCAGUGAAAAAGGGACAGAAAGGCAUUUUCCACUAUGUUUUUCUCCAUGCAGCCAUUCUGAGAGUGGAGAGUGGAGUGGAGAGAGCUGAGUGAGUGACUGCACUGCACACCUGACACACUGUAGUGUGACUAUGGGCAUUGACCUCUGUCAGUUUUUCUGCAGUCGUAGGACCUCAGCUCCUCUCUCACAGAGAGAGAAAGAGAGAGAGUGAGCAGGGGACAGGAUGGGAUAAAUGAAGGACAUUACUGCUGGGGGGACAUUCCACCGAGGGACACUUUGACUUGGUGACACUCCACUCUGAGGGACCCCUCCCGUCCCCUUUUCAGUGCCUUGAGCGAGUGGAGCAGAGAACUGGAGAGCUGGAUCAUGGAAAAAGGCUCUGACUUGUGUGUUACCCGUUUCCAUCUGCUCUUCUGAGAAUUUCCCCCUCUCUCCUCCU
Oncorhynchus nerka (sockeye salmon) is the source of this 2585-nucleotide messenger RNA. Its product is annotated as transmembrane protein 100. Lineage: Eukaryota; Metazoa; Chordata; Actinopteri; Salmoniformes; Salmonidae. The transcript has a single exon. The record is from RefSeq and is a predicted model, not a curated record. The coding region runs from base 325 to 762 and encodes 145 amino acids. Gene Ontology annotation, cellular component: plasma membrane. Gene Ontology annotation, biological process: cellular response to BMP stimulus.